CUGUCCCUUUCCGAAUCCCUCUGUCGCACUUGAUCCCAGUCGAAAUAAUCUAACGAUAGGGACGGGUCAACUUGGUCAAAUAGAGGAAUCAAUCAAAAAGAAUCGCUGUUAGUAGUGCUUACUCAUAGCUUGAAGUAUGGUAAAGUGAACAUUGGGAUAUUCUUGGAUUUUUUUCUUUACAUCGACCGUUGAGGGGGUAGGCUACUCGUGGAGUUAAAAGGCGGACCACUUGUGUUUUCCCUGGUUCUGUCAGAUGAACAAGUCGUAAGAAGUCGAUACCACUCGCGCAUUUUUCCAGCUGACAUCUUUGUGUUAGCAAAGGAAAGCUCCCCCUGUCAUGGCUGCUCCAUCCUUCCUCCUCCUCUUCCCCCUGGGUUUGCUGUCUGCUGUGAGAUCAGCCUCACUGAUGGACCCUGGCUCUAUGACAUCAUCAGAUCCCUCCGUCCAGGCUCCUCAUUUGACUGGGUGUAAGUCCAGGGAACAGGAGACAUUUAGGUGUUGGUGGAGUCCCGGAAGCUUCCAGAAUCUCACGGAACCCGGAGCACUGCAAAUCCAGUACUGGAAGAAGAAUGACUUGACGAAGGAAUGGAAGGAGUGCCCUGACUACUCCUCCUCUGUGAAGAACGAGUGCUUCUUUAAUAAGAACAACACGGUUAUCUGGAUCAAAUACUGUGUGCGGCUCCACUCUGAACGCCAGAACAAAACCUACGAUACCUUGUGCUUCGAAUUGCAGGACAUUGUGCACCCUGACCCGCCAGUGGCUCUGAAUUGGACGCUGCUGAACAUCAGCCGGUCGGGCCUGAACUAUGACAUCAUGGCGAGCUGGGAACCCCCGCCCUCGGCCGACGUAUCAGUUGGAUGGUUGACACUGGUGUAUGAAGUCCAGUACAGGAGGAGGAACAGCUCACACUGGAAAGUGUUGGAGCAUGAGUUUGGCACCCAGCAGUCUAUCUACGGCCUUCAGACAGGAGAGGCGUACGAGGUGCGUGUGCACUGUGCAAUGAGGGCCUUCAAUAACUUUGGGGAGUUCAGUGAUGUCAUCUUUGUCCACGUGCCAGAGAUUCCCAAUAAAGAGUCAACAUUCCCUGUGACUCUGGUCCUGAUCUUCGGGGCUGUGGGCGUGGCCAUUCUCCUCAUGCUCAUCAUCUUCUCUCAGCAGCAGAGAUUGAUGGUGAUUCUGCUGCCUCCUGUCCCUGCACCCAAAAUCAAAGGGAUAGAUCCAGCACUGCUUAAGAAGGGAAAGCUGGACGAGCUGAACUUCAUCCUGAGUGGAGCUGGUAUGGGGGCUCUCCACUCCUACCCCCCGGACCUGUACCAGGACGUGCCCUGGGUGGAGUUCAUCGAGCUGGACGCAGACGAGCCUGAGCCUGGGGAGAAGGACAACCAGAGCUCAGACUCACAGAGACUGCUGGGUCACAAUAACCACCACACAAACCAUGGCUGCUUUCAUGGCCUCAGUAUCCCUGAUGAUGACUCUGGCCGGGCCAGCUCCUAUGAUCCAGAGCUGCCUGACCAGGAGACUCUGAUGUUAAUGGCUGCCCUCCUGUCCUGCCAACCCAACAAAGUUGAGCCAUGCUUGGGGAACUGUAGCCACUCAAGCACCCCAUCCCUAGAUGUGCUGGAGGUCCCAUGCCCCGGGCUCCAGGCUCCAGACUUACCUCCAGAGGGAGGGGAGAGGCACCUGGUCCAGACCCAGCUGGGAGGCCCUCAGAGCUGGGUUAACAUGGACUUCUAUGCCCAGGUCAGCGAUGUGACGCCCACCGGAGGGGUGGUGCUCUCGCCAGGCCAGCAGGUCGGAGCCCCGGAGAACACUCCAACAACAGAUAAGGAUAAGAAAGGAAAAAUGGAGGGAGGAGAGGAGGAGAGUGAGGAAGAGGAGGAGAGGAGAACGAACAAGCUGAAGUUUCAGUUGCUGGUGGUUGCUCCUGAGGCAGGGGGCUACACGACAGAGAGCAGUGGCCGGCAGAUGAGCACCCCUGACCCCUCCUCACCUGGGGAGGUCUACCACACCUUCCCCCUACCUUCUGCCGAGAGCAAGCCCCACCAGGAGGCCUAUCUUCCUGCUACCACCCUCCUAGGGGACUACCAGUCCCCCUACAUCCUUCCUGACUCCCCCCCUGCUCAGUUCCUCCCCCCUGUUUCGGACUACACUGUGGUUCAGGAUGUUGAUUUCCAGCACAGCCUUCUCCUCAACCCCCCUUCCCCCCAGAGGUCCCCUACUUGUUCCCCACAACCUCCCUCCAAGCCCCUGCCCGUCAUGCCCAUAGGGUACCUCACCCCAGACCUGUUGGGCAACCUCUCGCCUUAAGAAAAACUACACCGCCCAGGAGGCCUUGGGGCGUAGAGGUUGGAGGCCACUUGUCAUGAAGUCAAUAAUCAUCACAGACAGCCUUGUUCUACUUGAUCAAUGUUGGAAGCCAAAUAUCUCACGGGACAGACUCGAAAACAAGCAUGGUCGUUUGUUCGACAGUUUGCUUGAAGGGAAGCUGAGGAAGAGAAAUGUUUAGUUGUUGUGUUUGGCUUUUAUGAGUGACUGGAACUUGAGGAAAGAGCUUCUGUAAAAUUGGCCUUUCUGGUUUGACAGAGCUUAAAGUGAUACGUGA
This is a messenger RNA of Oncorhynchus gorbuscha (pink salmon), 2603 nucleotides long. Its product is annotated as growth hormone receptor-like. The coding region runs from base 338 to 2308 and encodes 656 amino acids. The record is from RefSeq and is a predicted model, not a curated record. The transcript is spliced from 10 exons. Gene Ontology annotation, molecular function: protein binding. NCBI's taxonomy places the organism in Eukaryota, Metazoa, Chordata, Actinopteri, Salmoniformes, Salmonidae.